ACUUUUCUGAUUUUAAUCAGCUACAGGUAUUAUAUAGUUUUGGUCGCAGUGUUUGGAAAUGUCGGCGGAUUUCGAUGUUGACGCGAUCCAGGAAGCGGAAAUUGAAUCCGUUACAGAAGACGUCCCAGAUCUGAAUUUUCCGGAGCCGAUUGUUAUCCGAGGAUGUGGGAAUGUCACUGUUUUUGGCUUGAGCAACAAAUUCGAUGACGAGUUUCCUCCUGCGCUUAGUGGAAAGGUUGCACCAGAAGAGUUCAAAGGAACAAUGUCUCGAUUGAACUCAGUGUUGAAGAAAACCCUUCCCAUCAACGUAAAAUGGCUAUUUUGUGGAUGUCUUUGUUGCUGUUGCACGCUUGGUUGUUCAUUGUGGCCGGUUAUUUGCUUGAGCAAACGGACGAAAAGUUUGCUGGAAAAGGCGAUCGAAUGGGAAAACACGAAUUUGUAUCGAAAGCUGGGGCUCAGAAUGAAGCUGGAUAAGCAGCGUUGCCCGAGCAAUGGAAACCUGAUGGAAUAUGUGAUACUGAUCCAGUUCGUACCAAAACUUUCCAUUCAUCGCCCGGAUUGAAUGAUUGGACUGUGUGAUCUACGAUGUGCGAUUGCUAGUCUGUCAGGGUCUUUCAGCUUCUCCUCUCGUAGCUGAAUGUUGUGUUAUGUUUUUUUUAAUUAAUGGAUGUGUGAAUUUUGUCGUGAAUCUCCACCAGAAACAAGGAAUGUUUUUUUGUUGUUAUGCAAACUGUUCAAAAUUUUUGAAGACCGCUUGCGUUUCACUUUUGAUUUUACGGAACGUCAUUCAUUGAUUAGUGGACUUGGG
Messenger RNA from Notodromas monacha, 808 nucleotides. Lineage: Eukaryota; Metazoa; Arthropoda; Ostracoda; Podocopida; Cyprididae. The record is from the annotation of a GenBank genome assembly.